Candidula unifasciata is the source of this 639-nucleotide messenger RNA. Lineage: Eukaryota; Metazoa; Mollusca; Gastropoda; Stylommatophora; Geomitridae. The record is from the annotation of a GenBank genome assembly.
AUGAGCGAAGCUAAGUCUGGUCUUGUUCGGGAUGGGACCAUGCAAGUAACUGCUAAGGAGGGUAUUGAGUACUUAAAAUCACAAGGGAAAGAAACACUACUCAAAGUACAAGGACUUGCUGACGAUAAGGCAUCGGCCCAGGGGCAGGACACAAAUGAUUCAGCAGCCACGGCACGUGAUGAGGAAAAUGGCAAGAAGGCAGAUGAUGCUACAGUUGAGAAGAAAGAAGAACCGCCAGCUAAGAAAACAAAGCUAGCCAAGGACAACACAAUGGCUGCAACGGCUAAGGAAGGAAAGACCCUUCUGGCAGGAGAGAAACUUGGCGAUACUAGACAAGAAACUGCCACACAGAAAAGUAGGAAGGCCCCUUUAAAGAAAAACUCUACAAUAGCCAAGACUGUGGAAGAAGCUAAAUUUGUUCUUGACGGCGAUGUUGAUGUGAAUUCUGGUCGCAAGACUCGCUCCCAAAGCAGAGGUGAUGCUCCAAAACCAGCAGUUAAAAAAGCAGGAACCAUGCAGAAAACAGCUAAGGAAGGCAAAGAGUUUCUCAGCCGAAACAAAGGCAAAAAGGGGAAAGCAGCAGCAGAAACAGCAGCAGCAGUUGAAGAAGAUCCAGAGGGAGAGAAAAGUGACAGCUAG